This is a messenger RNA of Ficedula albicollis (Collared flycatcher), 1767 nucleotides long. RefSeq names its product coiled-coil domain containing 183 (gene CCDC183). The transcript is spliced from 14 exons. The record is from RefSeq and is a predicted model, not a curated record. NCBI's taxonomy places the organism in Eukaryota, Metazoa, Chordata, Aves, Passeriformes, Muscicapidae. The coding region runs from base 67 to 1683 and encodes 538 amino acids.
GUCACAACGCCGGCACUCCUCCCGGGGGCGGCAGGGCCUCGGCGUCUGUCCCGCAGGGAUCUGGGGAUGGUGGGCCCGGGGAUGGAGGCCCCCGGCAGCGAGCGGGGCCCCAAGGCCAAGCUGAGCCAGCGCAGCCAGGAGCUGCGAGCGCUGGUGGGACUGCAAGAGCAAGGCGGCAAGGUUUUCGCUCAGUCCUGCGAGGAAAAGCUCCGACAGAACAGGGAGCUGCUCCCCAGCCUGCAGGCGGCCUUGCAGGAGGAUUCCAGUGUCCUGAAGUUUGUCCUGAAGUACAACAAACUCCCCAUUAAGGAUGCGUUCGGAGAGGGCCAGGAGCUCUUUUCAGCCACUGAGAGCCUGGAGGUGGUCAUAAAGAAGAUCGAGGCCAAAGUCCAUGAGCAGGUGAAGGUGUGUGACAUGCUGCUGCACCAGCUGAGGCAGUGGAGCCAAGCCAGGGAUGAGCGCCAGAGGCACCUGCAGGAGCUGCAGGAGGCUGAGGUGGAUCCUAAGUGGCAAGAGCCACAACUGCAGACCAUUCGCCAGCUGGGCAACGACAUUGAGAAGAUGCUCAUGAAAAUUCACAGUGGAGAGAUGGUGACCAACCUGUACCUGCGGCUGCAGGAGGUCCUGAGGAGGGAGCUGGUGUACCUGCCUCGAUACCUGGACCUCCUGUGCGGGAUGACUGUGAUGUACCACGAGGAGCUCAGAGCCCGGAGCAGCCUCAAAGCCAACAAUGCCAUCAAGAAGCUCAUGGCUGAGGCAGGACCCCAGGUGCGUGCGGAGAAGCAGCUCAGGGACCAGUCCCUGGCUGAGCAGAGGAAGCACAUCGAGAGCCUCCGGCGGCAGGAGGAGAGCGAAAGGCAGCAGAGGCAGCAAGCUGUGUCCAUGCUCUCUGAAGAGCAGGACCUGAGCUCCUCGGACGUGCUGGUGGGCGCCGACGUGGAGGCUGCCAAGGCCAAGAUGCAGCGCGAGGCCUUUGUGACCGACAAGAUGGAGAAGGCAAAGUCUGCCCUGCAGUGCUCCCGCCUCUGGGACAUCCCCAGCAGCAUCGAGGCCCAGAGGAGGUCCCUGGGGAGUCUGCAGCAGCACAUCGAUGAGUGCAAGGAGAGGAAGACGGAGCUGAAGAAGACACUGGAGGAGCUGGAGUUGCAGCAGGCUAAACUGAAGUUUAACGAGCCUGUCAGCACCACCAGGCUGCGGGAGGAGGAGCUGAGGCAGAACCUGCAGCAGGAGGAGGCCCGGCUGGAGCAGAUGCGAGCCCAGAUGUCCAAGAGCCAGAAGCGCCUGAUCGAGUUUGAGAACAUCAUUGACAACCUGUACCUCCUCCUGCAGGGCAUCCUCAUCCCUGGCCAGCAGGACUCUGCUGCCGUGGUGGGGCUGGAGGAGAAGCUGCAGGAGUGUGAGAAGAAGCUGCAGUUCCUGAAGGAGAGGCUGGCAGCCCGGCCUGAGGACAGCACUGAUGAGCACGGCGAGACUUUUGCCAAGGUCAGGACCCUUCUGGAGAAAAGAACUGCAGAAGAAACCCGCAACCUGAAGAUUUCCUUUGAGGAUGAAGAGGCUAUGGAAGAUGACACCUUGGAUUUUGAGGACGAAGACCAUGACUACAUCCCCAGCCGGGAGGACAUCAAGAAGCAGGGGCUGCAGCUGAUCAGGAUGAACACCAGACGUCGCAAGAAGAAGCAGUAGUUUUUCCACGUGAGGUUUUGAGGACCCCAGGCCACCCAUUGUACCCUUUUCCCAGCAGUGAAUAAAUCAGAUCUUUUUCAUUCC